Mauremys mutica (yellowpond turtle) is the source of this 4702-nucleotide messenger RNA. RefSeq names its product transmembrane serine protease 7 (gene TMPRSS7). The record is from RefSeq and is a predicted model, not a curated record. Gene Ontology annotation, cellular component: plasma membrane. The transcript is spliced from 18 exons. Bases 284 to 2902 code for a protein of 872 amino acids. Gene Ontology annotation, molecular function: serine-type endopeptidase activity; protein binding. Gene Ontology annotation, biological process: proteolysis. Lineage: Eukaryota; Metazoa; Chordata; Testudines; Geoemydidae.
UUCUACUUUUAGUUGAACAAAAAUUUCUCAAGCAUUUAGAAGCCUGAGGGAGAAUUAAUUUUGUGGAAAGGGUGGUUAACCUCGGUCUACUGUGAACUUUCUGUUAUGGGAAUGAUAUUGGAACUGUACCUUCAAGUGGCUUAGUUUCCUAGAUAGGAAGUCAUGGGGUGAGGGGUGCUGCAGAAGCUCAUAUUCUGCUAGACAGAGGUAGUUGGGGAUCUGCAUCACUAAGUAUGGAGGAUUUCUGGGCCCGUAGUGAUUACUGAUCACCACAGUGUGGAACAUGGCUGUGCCAAGCAGCGUAUCUGUAGGUCCCAUGAAAUAUAGUACAUCUAUUCAGUGGCUAGGACUUGUUUCCCUUAACAGGCAUUGUACUGUGUUGAAAUUAAUCAGCCAGAUGCUCUGGGAGAUGACCGUGAGUAACUUAGUGCCUGCUCAGAGAGUGUGUCUGCAUGUUAUUGUAUCAAAUAUUUCAGUCCAAAUAGUAAAUGCAGAAGAGAAGUUGGCAAAGAAGAUACUUGCAAGGAAAAACUGUGGCAAAUCCAAAUCUAAGAGAAAAGUAAAGAGAACAAUGUGGAAUUUUCAAAAUACAAUAAUUCUUUUUACGCUGGUUCUGUUUGUGAUAGGUGUUAUAACUUGGACCUUACUGUGGCUCUUCAUUGUUGAAGCAGAAAACAAAGAUGCCUUGUAUUUCGUUGGAUUAUUUCGUGUAGCCAACAUAGAAUUUCUCCCGGAAUACAGGCAGAAGGAGUCAAGAGAAUUCCUCUCAGUGGCACAGAAUGUGCAGCAAGUGAUGAACUUGGUUUACACAACCUCUGCCUUCUCCAAAUUUUAUAAACAGUCCAUUGUUUCUGAUGUCAGUAACAACAACAAUGGAGGCCUUCUUAUUCAUUUCUGGAUCGUAUUUGUGGUACCACAGGCUAAAGGCCAAGUGUUCUGUGAGGACUGUGUGGCUGCCAUUUUAAAAGACUCUAUUCAGACAAGUAUCAUCAACCGGACCUCAGUGGGGAGCCUUCAAGGGCUUGCAGUUGACAUGGACUCCAUUGUGUUGAGUGCUGGGCUACGAUCAGAUUAUUCAUCAACAACUGGAACAGGAACAAAUUGCAUAUAUGAUCUAUAUGCAGAUCGUCUGUAUCAGCACUUUCCGCUGGACAUCACUGCUACCUCGGGGAGGAUGAUUUGUUAUUUCAAACUGAAUGCAUUAGUGGGCCAUCUAAUUCGUCUCUCAAUAGCAUCUAUUCACAUUGAAGCAGAUAACUGCAUCACUGACUCACUGACCAUUUAUGACUCCUUGAUGCCAAUCAAAAGUAAGAUACUCUACCGAAUUUGUGAACCAACCAUCUCAUUAAUAUCAUUUGUUUCCACAAAUAACUUGAUGCUGGUAAUGUUUAAGUCAACACAAAUACAGCAACCGAAGGAAGUUCAUGGGUACUUCGAGGUCAUUAAACAAGAAAAAUGUGGAAAAACGAUAUUGACAAAAGAGAAAACUGGCUUUGAGGGGCGAAUUGUGAGUCCAUAUUAUCCAAGCUACUAUCCUCCAAAAUGUAUUUGUACAUGGAACUUUCAGACUCCUCAGAACAGCCUGGGUAUAGCACUGAAGUUUCAUAACUACACUAUCAGUGAGAAGAGCAUCAAGGGCUGUGAGCGGGGAUGGUGGAGAAUUAAUGAACACAUGUACUGUGGUUACUACAUUGAUCACCAAACAGUUUUCCGUGUGGCAAGCUCUUUUGUUAACAUUGAGCUUCAGUGUAGUUCCAAGCUUUCAGAGCAGCCGCUUCUGCUGGAAUAUGGCAGCUACAACAUCAGCCAGCCAUGUCCAGCCAAGUACUUCAGAUGUUCCACUGGCCUAUGCGUUGAGCAGGCUCGGCGCUGUGAUGGCGUCAAUGACUGCUUUGAUGAAAGCGAUGAACUCUUUUGUGCUGUGCCCAAAGAGAACUGUAAUGCCAGCUUCUUGAUGCAGUAUACUUCACUUGCCUGCAAUGGAAUACAUGACUGUGAGGAUGGCAGAGAUGAGCAGAACUGCACCAAAAGUAUUCCUUGCACCAACCAUACUUUCAAGUGCAGAGAUAAUAUUUGCAUUAGAAAGCAAAAUGCAAAGUGUGAUGGGACAGCGGACUGUCUUGAUGGAAGUGAUGAAAGUAAUUGCAGCUGUGGCAGCAGUAAAAUCAGCAAUAUCUACCAUCGAAUUAUAGGAGGCUCUGAUGCACAAGAAGGUGAAUGGCCCUGGCAAGUCAGCCUCCAUUUUGUUGGAGUUGCUUAUUGUGGGGCAUCGGUGAUCUCUAGGGAAUGGCUUCUGUCGGCAGCUCAUUGUUUUCAAGGAAGCAGGCUAUCCGAUCCUCGAACUUGGACUGCGCACUUAGGCAUGCACACUCAAGGGAAUGCCAAGUUUGUGUCUGCGGUGAGAAGAAUCAUUGUUCACGAAUACUAUAACAGCAGAAACUAUGACUAUGAUGUUGCACUGCUACAGCUAAGCAUACCAUGGCCUGACACAAUGAAACACGUCAUUCAGCCGAUCUGCAUACCUCCACUUUCACAUAAAACACACAGUGGCGAGAAGUGCUGGAUAACAGGCUGGGGUCAAAGGCAAGAAGCAAAUGACCAGGGUUCAGCAGUUCUGCAGAAAGCGGAGGUAGAAAUUGUUGACCAAACAUUGUGUCAUUCCACAUAUGGGAUUAUCACAGCCCGGAUGCUAUGUGCGGGGGUGAUGUCUGGGACGAAAGAUGGCUGCAAAGGUGAUUCUGGAGGACCUCUCUCAUGUCAAAGCAACGGUGAUGGAAAGUGGUUUUUGACUGGCAUUGUUAGCUGGGGUUAUGGCUGUGGAAGACCAAAUUUCCCUGGUGUAUACACAAGGGUGUCAAAGUUUUCUCCGUGGAUUCACAGAUAUGUGCCUUUGGUUUUGUAAUCUGGAAAUGGUCAAAUGGCAACAAAAAGUAUAUUGUAUCUGGAUUAUCUCCAUUAAAAUCAUAUUAAUAAACAGUUGGUGGAUGUUCAAUUUUUUUGCAUGCAUCACAGAUCACACAAAUGCCUUAGCUUCAAAAUGUCCACACAUUCUACUUGUUGAAAUAGAAAAUACAGGGCAUCUGUUCAGAUGGAGGGUGAGAUUGUAUUUUGCAUGUCUGGAAAGCCUAGUGCAAGAGAUGUUUAAGGUAGGCCACAGGUAUGCUAGGACAAAUAACUGUCAAAUUUUCAGAACAAUGAUGGACAGAGCAAUGACUGCAAUGAGAAAUGACCAUGCAAGUCACAACAAUUGUGCAGCUUCGACAGAAAAGUCAUAGAGCUGAAGGCCAGAAGGGAUCACCAGAUCAUCUACUCUGACUUCCUGUGUAUCACAGGCCACCAACAGCACCCAGACGCUAACUCAACAACCAAAAUGAGAUGGAAGUAUUACAGCCCACAGGAGACUAGACUAUUAUGUGCCACAGGCAGAGAAUAGAAGGGACCAAGGUGCACUGGGGCUUGAGGCCCCUGCAAUGGCAGGGAAAUGAUUAAGUGAGAUAUAACCAGAUAAUCCUGGCAAGUGACCCAAGACGACACGCUGCAGAGGAAGGCAAAAAAAAAAAAAAAAAAAAAAGACAACCCAAGGUCGUUUCCAGUCUGACCUGGAGGAAAACUCCUUCCUGACCCCACACGUGGCAAUCAGUUUGACUCUGAGCAGGUUAGCAAGAACCAGCCCUAGUGCAAACAAGAGGAAGAUUUGGGUCCCAUGGCAGCAGCAAAAACAAAAACCAGGCCAAUAAGCAGCCUAAGGAAAUCAAUCCAGCCUUUCUUGUGACCUAUGAAUCUUUUCCUUGUUCAUCCCACUACCCCAAUAUUAUCUGGUGAUAGUCUAAACAAUCAGCAGCAAUGGCGCCUUCUGUCAGCAGUCUGAAUUCCAAAAGCCACUUUCCUCCACUUUCCAGGGGUUCUCAUUGGCCAUCUACUGGUGACUACCUAUUGAUGGAACAAGUAUACUAAUUGACUUGGAGAAAUAAGUCCUUAUGCUCUGCUGGCUGAGAACAGCAGUUUCAAAACAGCUGAAAAACCACCCUGCAAGAGUGCUUGUAUGCCUGUGUUUGUACUUGUAUUUGACGCUUUUUCUCUCCAAAAGCCUUGAACACAAUUGCUACUACAAAUAUUUGUCAAGAAAUAAAAAGUGUUAUGAAUAAAUCUAAUGGAAUCUGAGGCUUUUAUCCUGAAUUCACACUGCAAGUGUCAGACAUCUAGAUGUAGCAUGUAAUAAAAAGAUGUUUAAAAUAUUGAGGGGGAAGACUCAAAUCCUAGAACCAUUUUAGACAUGCUAAAAUCUAUUGCUCAUCAUUUUGAUUUUAGGUUGGAUUCUGACACCAGUACUUAAUUUGUAGAUUGUCUACUUAGAGGAUGAUACUACCACCAUAAGAAAUAAAGAUUACUACUGUGAAUAUUACCGGUUAAGACAGUCUGAAGGUUUAGAUCUCAAAAUAUGCCUGUACCAAUGUAUAUAUGGAUUGGUUACAUUUGAUACUAAUCUAUAGGCCAAUAUUUUCAUCAGUGAUUGAAUUGUUAUGUAUUUGUGCAGUGCUUAGCAUUAAUGAGCCCUGGCCUCUAGACACUAUUGUAGUGCUUAAUAAUAAUUAAUAAUAAAUUGUAUAUUAUAUUAUUUAUUAAUAAUAAUAAUUGUCUUUGGCAAAACAAAUUUUAUAUAUUCUGAUAUGGGGCAUAGUUACUAGACCUGGUUGCAGAAUGA